Messenger RNA from Poecilia reticulata (guppy), 2033 nucleotides. Its product is annotated as lissencephaly-1 homolog A-like. The record is from RefSeq and is a predicted model, not a curated record. Lineage: Eukaryota; Metazoa; Chordata; Actinopteri; Cyprinodontiformes; Poeciliidae. Gene Ontology annotation, molecular function: protein binding.
UUCAACGUGCGCGCUACCGGCGUCCAAUCGCGACCGUUAGCCGGGGCCGGGCGACUGCGGUGGGAGAGAGAAAAUCUGACCGUCCGUGCCGGCUGAUGUGAAAAGUCACGAUACCGCAGUCAACCCACGCAACGCCCCAGCACAUGCACAGGCCUGCUAAGAGAAAUAUGAAGUUCUUCAUGUGUAAAAUGGUGACGGAUAUGUUGUGCCACUGACUGAGCGGGUGACAUUUGGACCGUCGUAAACUUUCUCGGCGCCUCAUAGCGGCACAGCAGAAGCUCCUCCAGGUUCGCCGUCCUCCUCCGAGCGGCUUUCCCUUCGCCACCUGCGAUCCUCGGCGGGAUUGGGCUCCUCCCCACCCAGCGCUUCACCUCAGCCUCACCUCCCCGCGAGGGAGCGAACAGCAGCCGCCAUGGUGCUGUCACAGAGACAAAGAGAUGAACUAAAUCGGGCUAUAGCUGACUAUCUUCGUUCCAAUGGAUACGAGGAAGCCUAUUCUACCUUCAAGAAAGAAGCAGAAUUAGAUAUUAAUGAAGAGGUAGACAAGAAGUAUGCCGGGCUUUUGGAAAAGAAAUGGACCUCUGUUAUUAGAUUACAAAAGAAGGUGAUGGAGUUGGAGUCGAAGCUGAAUGAGGUGAAGGAGGACAUGACGCACGGCGGACCCAUCGGUCAAAAGAGAGACCCGAAGGAGUGGAUUCCCCGCCCCCCGGAGAGAUACGCCCUGAGUGGGCACCGUGCUCCAGUGACACGGGUCAUCUUCCACCCCGUGUUUUCUGUCAUGGUGACGGCCUCUGAAGAUGCCACCAUCAAGGUGUGGGACUACGAGGCAGGAGACUUUGAACGAACCCUGAAGGGACACACGGACUCGGUGCAGGACAUCUCCUUCGACCAGACGGGGAAGCUGCUGGCCUCGUGUUCGGCUGACAUGAGCAUCAAACUCUGGGACUUCCAGGGCUUUGAGUGCAUCMGGACGAUGCACGGCCACGAUCACAACGUGUCGUCCGUAGCAAUCAUGCCAAACGGUGACCACAUAGUUUCUGCCUCCAGAGAUAAGUCCAUCAAGAUGUGGGAGGUGGCCACAGGGUACUGUGUGAAGACAUUCACAGGCCACAGGGAGUGGGUGAGGAUGGUUCGCCCGAACCAGGACGGCUCAUUGAUCGCCAGCUGCUCCAACGACCAGACUGUGCGCGUCUGGGUGGUCGCCUCCAAAGAGUGCAAAGCGGAGCUGCGGGAGCACGAACACGUGGUGGAGUGCAUCGCCUGGGCCCCUGACAGCGCCCACCCCACCGUCCUGGAGGCCACAGGCUCAGAGAGUAAAAGGAGUGGAAAGCCUGGCCCCUUCCUGCUCUCCGGCUCCAGAGACAAAACGAUUAAAAUGUGGGACGUCAGCAUCGGGAUCUGCCUCAUGACUCUGGUGGGACAUGACAACUGGGUGCGUGGGAUACUGUUUCAUCCUGGAGGACGAUUCAUCGUGAGCUGCGCCGACGACAAAACAAUCCGGAUCUGGGACUACAAGAACAAACGCUGCAUGAAGACCUUAUCUGCUCAUGAACACUUUGUUACCUCUUUGGAUUUCCACAAGACGGCUCCAUACGUGGUUACGGGCAGCGUCGAUCAGACAGUCAAAGUCUGGGAAUGUCGCUAAGACUGCCACCAUCUCUCCCCCCCUACCCUGCUGCCCCCGAUUCCAAGGAUUUAAAAAAAGAGAAAAACCAAAAAAAGAUCCCCGCCGCGCCAUGCUAGCCGCCGCUCCUCAGCUCCCUCCGCCCCGACGUCCAGCCCUUCACCUCUCGCACUCCAAAUCAUAGUUGACCAAUGCGCUUUACCUUCCCCUCGCUCCUCCCUACAUCGAUCCAGCCCCAUUAAGAUGACUAUUGUCCUUUUUGUGUAAAUUAUUCUGGAUGUAGGAUACGCUUAAUAAAUGUCACGCAAAUCUCUGACACAUAAACACUCAAAAUGAUAAUAAAUAUCUUUGCAUGGUGACUCAAACAAGAAAAAAUAAAUAAUUCAAUACUGUUAGAUUUACAAAUUUC